Molecule: messenger RNA, 605 nt
Organism: Spirodela intermedia
Lineage: Eukaryota; Viridiplantae; Streptophyta; Magnoliopsida; Alismatales; Araceae
Source: the annotation of a GenBank genome assembly
AUGAAAUUAGUCUGGGUGAUCUCAUCCUUUCUCCUGGAUGAUGAUGACGAUGAUAAUGAUGAUGAUGAUCAUCAUCAUCAUAGGACGGCAGACCAGGGUACAGUCACGAAAUUAUAUAGAAGCGGGUAGGUAAAUAAAAACCAAGCAAGGCUUAGGAAUCAAUUGUACAACAGAUUGAUUAUUCCCCCCUACUGCUGUAAAACCCUCGAGGAUGCUUCUACAUCGGACGAUGGACCAAAAGUGCAUGCCAGUUCAAUUAGUCAAGACCAACCCAAAUUCUUAAACAAUAAAUAGCAAAGCCACAACUACACUGAUUGGGCAUUAUAUUAUGCUCAACUUCUCAUUGUAACAGUGAUAUUCACAAAUAUGUCUGAGCAAGACAAAUCAUCAGAACCCAAACGUCCAAAGUGAGGAACAUGUUCUUCCUCAUCAUAAAGGAUGAAGUUCACUCUAUCAAUCCACCUAAAGGUGAUCAAGAUUUGUAACUAUGUCAGGGUGGUGAUCUGAGAACAUUGGUGCCACCUAUGUGAGGCUUAAUUUUAAACAUAUGUAAAAAAUUACUUUCAAAUUUAAACUAAUUACCGAUAAAAGUGAAAACAAAAUGA